This is a messenger RNA of Cynara cardunculus var. scolymus (artichoke), 1202 nucleotides long. Its product is annotated as trafficking protein particle complex subunit 12-like. The transcript has a single exon. Gene Ontology annotation, molecular function: protein binding. The coding region runs from base 29 to 1111 and encodes 360 amino acids. NCBI's taxonomy places the organism in Eukaryota, Viridiplantae, Streptophyta, Magnoliopsida, Asterales, Asteraceae. The record is from RefSeq and is a predicted model, not a curated record.
UGCACCAAUUCAGAUCUGUCCUCGAACAAUGUCCUUACCGCAUUCCGAAGGUCAUGGGAUGAGCGAAGGUGACAAUGCGGAUUUCCUUAAAGUGUGCGAUGAGCUCUGCUACGAAUUAUCGUCCUUGCAAGAGCUUGCCUGCCGUGGCGCAUGGCGAUCAAUUCUGGACAAAGUCGCUCAAGCACGUUCUCGGUCUCUCCUAUCUAAGCCUCAUGAACAUCUCGUUUAUCUAGCCUACAACGCUAUAGCUCUAACCAAGCUCCGCCGUUUCUCUGAAGCAGUCGCCGAGCUCGAAUUGGUGGAAAAAGGCCUGGAUAUUUACCGGUACGAAGCUUAUCCACAUCAUUACCCUAACCGCCAUGGCUCCAUGGCCCCUUUUGUUCUCCGUUGGUUGUAUGCUGAACUCCCUUCUAGAAUAGGCAAACGUCAAGAAAGUUUAGAUCGAUUCUACAUGUUACUGCAGUUUAUUAGGGAAAAACUGGCAAAAAAUUUACCGGAUGCAUCUCGUGCAGUAUGGAGAAAACGCGAAGGUUUGGUGAUUAAUUCGAUAAUAAGUCAUCAUUUGAGUCAUAAAGAGUUUAAGGUAUGUUUAGAUUUGAUUAAAGAGUUGAUUAACCAUGAUUUGACCCCUGUUGCUAGAGCAACUUUGAUGACGAAGUUAGGGUAUAUUCAAAUGCAAUAUGGGGAUCUUGAUGGUGCCAGGGGGACUUUUAAUGGGAUUGAGGGUAUUGUGACAGAAGGCAAGGGAGAGAUUGUGAUGCAAAAUCUUGUGAAUAGGAAUAAGGCAUUGAUGUUUCUGGUUGAGAAAGAUUAUGUGUCUGCAGUGAUGGAGUACCAGAAGUGCAUUGAUAGAGAUGUUUCGGAUGUGAUUGCUAUCAAUAACAAGGCCCUUUGCUUGAUGUACAUGCGUGAUUUGUCUGAUUCUAUUAAGGUGAUGGAGAAUGCUUUAGAGAGAAUCCCUACAUAUGCCUUAAACGAGACGUUUGUGGUGAACUUGUGUAGUAUGUAUGAGUUGGCUUAUGUUAAUCACUCAGAUAUCAAGAAGACGCUUGGCAGUUGGAUUGCUCGUGUGGCGCCUGAUGAUUUUGAUACUUCCUGUACUCGAAUAUGAGGUACCUAUGUUCUUUCAAGGGACCAUGUUUGUUAGAAGGACUCAUAUAUCCAACAUGCAAUCUAUCUUGAUUGGUUUUUAGCAUUUUAGA